Messenger RNA from Peromyscus leucopus (white-footed mouse), 1381 nucleotides. It is a transcript of the gene Gzmk, whose product is annotated as granzyme K. Gene Ontology annotation, biological process: proteolysis. Gene Ontology annotation, molecular function: serine-type endopeptidase activity. The transcript has 5 exons. The coding region runs from base 359 to 1150 and encodes 263 amino acids. Lineage: Eukaryota; Metazoa; Chordata; Mammalia; Rodentia; Cricetidae. The record is from RefSeq and is a predicted model, not a curated record.
UGAGAACCACACUUUAUAGCAAGGCCUAUCUUUGAACUGUCCAUGACUCACUGGGGUCCUACGGCUUGGGGUUUUUUUAUUCUUUCACCAUUUGUACCACAAGCACUCAUCCAGAAAUGAGUUCUUCACUGCAUUCUGGCAGCACAGACCUGAAACUCCCCAAGCUGAUAGAUACUUUGAAAACUUGGGUGUGAAAACUCUAACCUCUGGAGCACGUGAGGUGAGAAACUUGUAAGAACAAUAACCAAAAUCAAAGAAAGGAAGAGAGAAGAAAAAAACAAAACCCAUCUUCAGAAUCCUCUUCAUCAGCCACAGAGCAAAGUAGUUCAUCUGUGCCUAACGCUGAAGCACCAUAAUUAUGAGGCUUUCUUCAUUUGCUCUGUUUUUCCUGACAGCUGGAGUUUAUAUGUCCUCAGAGUGUUUCCAUACUGAAAUUAUCGGAGGGAGAGAAGUACAGCCCCACUCCAGGCCGUUCAUGGCUUCCAUCCAGUACCGCGGCAGUCAUAUUUGUGGAGGAGUCCUGAUCCAUCCACAGUGGGUGCUGACAGCUGCCCACUGCUACAACUGGUUUCCUAGAGGCCACACUCCCACCGUGGUUUUAGGAGCACAUUCUCUUUCAAAGAAUGAGCCCAUGAAACAAACAUUCGAGAUUAAAAAACUCAUCCCAUUCUCAAGAUCUCCGUCAGGUUACUCAUCACACGAUAUCAUGCUAAUAAAGCUUCACACUGCUGCAGAACUCAACAAGCAUGUCAAACUGCUUCAACUGCGAUCCAAAAACUAUCUUAGAGAUGGAACCAAAUGCCAGGUGACUGGCUGGGGAGCCACCAACCCAGAUCAGCUAAAAUCCUCUGACACCCUGCAAGAAGUCACUGUUAGCAUCAUAAGCAGAAAGCGCUGUAACAGCCAGAGCUAUUACAACCGCAACCCUGUUAUAACCAGGGACAUGAUAUGUGCAGGAGAUGCCAAGGGCCAAAAGGACUCCUGCCAGGGAGAUUCAGGGGGCCCCUUGGUCUGCAAAGGUGUCUUCCAUGCCAUAGUCUCAGGGGGCCGUAAAUGCGGCAUUGCCAACAAGCCCGGAAUCUACACCCUCUUGACUAAGAAAUACCAGAGCUGGAUCAAAAGCAAGCUUGCCCCGUCAAGUGCAAAGUGAGAUGCAAACAGUCUUCUUGGAUCUGCCAGCCACUUGCUUCUUUUUCGGGGACAUGCUCAAAGAUCGACUUCAUCUGCAGAUGUCACUGGCUGUAGGAGGACGGUGGGACAGCUCAGGCAUAUUUCUGUGCCUUAAAAACUCACUUCAUUUAUUGAUGUCUAUAGACAGCAGUAAAUAAAUAAAUGGCUGAAUUUGAGAUAAAAAAAAAAUUAAAAAAGAACCAUGAUCUUU